Molecule: messenger RNA, 1014 nt
Organism: Tremella mesenterica DSM 1558
Lineage: Eukaryota; Fungi; Basidiomycota; Tremellomycetes; Tremellales; Tremellaceae
Exons: 5
Coding region: 1-1014 (337 amino acids)
Source: RefSeq, a predicted model, not a curated record
AUGUCAAACCUAACCAGAUCCGAGCGGUCGGCUGCCCGUGCCACUCGGGAUGAGCUCUCAGAUGAAGAGAACGAGUUGGACAUGUCGUAUGAAGAAGAGCGGUUGGAGAAUAUCAAAAACAACGCAGCCCUGUUAGCAUCAUUAGGUCUUAGCUCGGUAUCUCUUCCGACGUUGAAACCACGUAAUCAACCUGAUCAAACGAAGAGAUCUACAGUGGUGAAGAAAGAAAAAAUAGAGUAUCCUGAACCUAGUCGAAGGAGCGGAAGGGUAGCAGCUUUGCAGGAGAUAGGACCUGAAAGAACACAUUCACGCUCAAAUUCCCUUCACUCCACUCCUUCUCCUUCUCCUUCUCGUAAAAACCCUCUGCCGAAAGCAGUCGCCCCGAUCAUACCAUCCGGACCUACUUACAACUCAACAGAAUUACAAAGAGCUUCGAGACCAAGAAGGAAAGUAGAUGGUAGUUUGAUAUUCGAAGGUAGAUGGGAAAACAUUUUCAAACCUAACAUUACACCUGAAGAAAUGUUUACCGGUGGAGCUUUCGGAGGAGGUUUCUUUUGUAAUACAUAUUCUCGUAUUCUUCAUCAACCACUUUCAUCACAAGAAGAUCUCGCAAAACUUCCUUUUACCGUGACAGAUUCAGAUAGAUUAUUGAUCAAUGAUUUACCUGAUGGUCAAGUGAAUAGGUUCAAAGUACGUGCUGGUCAAAGUUUACAAGAAUGGGAAAAAGCAGGUUGGAUUUGGAGUGGGGAUCCUAGAGGUUGGGCUGAAUGGUAUGUUAAGUUUUGGGAUGGUAGGAGGUGUGAAGAUGAUGAACGACAAAUUAGACGUUGGCUCAAAGUUGCCGGUCCAACAGGUCGUUUCAAACGUGCUUUAGUAAAGAAAAUCCAUUCUUCAGGUGGACGUUCAGUAGCGGAGGAUGAAGAUGUAGGGAGGACUUUGAGACAAUGUCUUUGGCAAUGGGGAUAUCAAUUGACUUUGGAAGAAUAUGAUUUGGCCAUUGCUGGGGAAGGAUAA